Messenger RNA from Elaeis guineensis (African oil palm), 1871 nucleotides. RefSeq names its product PTI1-like tyrosine-protein kinase At3g15890. The record is from RefSeq and is a predicted model, not a curated record. Lineage: Eukaryota; Viridiplantae; Streptophyta; Magnoliopsida; Arecales; Arecaceae. Gene Ontology annotation, molecular function: ATP binding; protein kinase activity. Gene Ontology annotation, biological process: protein phosphorylation.
AGUGCCUCGGAGUUGCUCCGCGAGUGAGAAGACCCCAGGAUCCCUGACAGAGACGGGAAAAACAAAGAAAAAGUGGAGGAAAGCCGCCACCGAAAGGUGGCCGUGCCUGGCGUUCGAUGCGUUGUUGCUGUUGCUGGUGGCUUCUUCUUCGCGCUUCCUCUCGCCUCAUUCCAUCAUAAUUCUACUUACCAUUUUGCGUGUCUUUCUUGCUUUUGCCACCUCCUCUCUCUCUUUCUCUUUAUCCAGUCCUCUUUCUUUUUUUCUUUCUUUUAUUUUCUCCAAAUCUCCGUCUCCGAAAUGACAGUAGAAGAAGCGUUUCCGUUGAGCUCCUCUGCUUCUCCUCCUCCUCCUCUUGCUCCUCUCCACUGACGAAGGAGAACUCGGAGGAGUGGGAUUUUUUUUUGCGUUUCUUUUUUCCUUCCACGCAUCUUUCGACCAUAGGAGAACCCGAAGAAUUUCCAGAUGGCUUUCUGCUCCUUCCUCUGCGGUGGAAAGACUUCCAAUAGGAGAGAGCAUAGGAAGAAGAGUUCGAUGACGUGGAGGGUUUUCUCUCUCAAGGAGCUGCACUCGGCGACGAACAACUUCAAUUAUGACAACAAGCUUGGGGAAGGGGGGUUCGGCAGCGUUUACUGGGGUCAACUCUGGGACGGCUCUCAGAUAGCUGUUAAAAGGUUGAGAGUUUGGAGCAACAAAGCUGAAAUGGAAUUUGCUGUUGAGGUUGAGAUUUUGGGUAGAGUAAGGCAUAAGAAUCUUCUGGCUUUACGUGGAUACUGUGCUGAAGGGCAGGAACGCCUCAUAGUAUAUGACUACAUGCCUAACUUGAGUCUUCUUUCACAUCUUCAUGGUCAUCACUUAGGAGAAUGUGUUCUUGACUGGGGUAGGCGAAUGUCUAUUGCAAUAGGUUCAGCUGAGGGGAUUGCCUACCUUCACCACCAUGCCACACCUCAUAUCAUCCACAGAGAUAUCAAAGCAAGCAAUGUUUUGCUGGAUUCAGAUUUUCAGGCACGGGUUGCAGAUUUUGGAUUCGCAAAGCUCAUUCCAGAUGGUGCAACUCAUGUUAACACGAAGGUGAAAGGCACGCUUGGUUAUCUUGCUCCAGAGUAUGCUAUGUUUGGGAAGGCCUCCGAGAGUUGUGAUGUCUAUAGUUUUGGGAUACUCCUUCUAGAGGUUGCUAGUGGAAAGAAACCCAUAGAAAAGCCAAGCCCAACAGUGAAGCAAGCAAUCACAGACUGGGCUCUUCCUCUGGCUAGGGAGAGGAGGUUUGAGGAAAUUGCAGACCCAAGACUGAAUGGGAAGUAUGAGGAGGCAGAACUGAAGAGGGUUGUGCUAGUUGCUCUCAUUUGUGCACAAAGCAAACCCGAGAAGAGACCCACAAUGCUUGAGGUGGUGGGCUUGCUCAAGGGGGAGUCCAAAGAGAAGUUAUCGAGUCUCGAAAAUGAUGAGAUGUUCAGGCCAGAACCAGCUAUGAGUUGCCAAGGAUUGUCAGGUCCAGAUGAUAACUCAGACUCUAUUACAGAGGAGAAGGAUUCUAGAGUUGAUUUGAAACAAGAGACUAAUUCAUUACCAGAAGCAGCAGCACAUAUUAGCUAGUAUUUUAGCAGCACACUCCCUGCCGUUUGUGUUGAAUAGUAUUUUUUUUUGCAAGUACAAAGCUCUUUUGGGUGAUUGUAGAUAGUAGAAUUUUCGAUGGUUGUUCCUUGGUUCCAAAUAUAUUCAAAGGUCAUGUUUGGGAAGUAGGGCUUGUAUCUAAUGUGGCUUGCUGUUGUAACCUUCAUAUUGAGGGAUGCUGAGAGCACUGGAAGAAAUGUAUGAUGUUAUAAUAUUUUACAAGGGAUGUGUCCUGUAGUGAUUUGCAUUGUUAGUGACCUCAA